Molecule: messenger RNA, 1143 nt
Organism: Rangifer tarandus platyrhynchus (Svalbard reindeer)
Lineage: Eukaryota; Metazoa; Chordata; Mammalia; Artiodactyla; Cervidae
Source: the annotation of a GenBank genome assembly
AUGGUGGACUACAGCGUGUGGGACCACAUCGAGGUGUCUGACGAUGAAGACGAGACGCACCCCAACAUCGACACCGCUAGCCUCUUCCGCUGGCGGCACCAGGCCCGGGUGGAGCGCAUGGAGCAGUUCCAGAAAGAGAAGGAGGAGCUGGACAGGGGCUGCCGCGAGUGCAAGCGCAAGGUGGCCGAGUGCCAGCGGAAGCUGAAGGAGCUGGAGGUGGCCGAGGGCGAAGGCGGCAAGGCCGAGCUGGAGCGGCUGCAGGCUGAGGCGCAGCAGCUGCGCAAGGAGGAGCGGAGCUGGGAGCAAAAACUGGAGGAGAUGCGCAAGAAGGAGAAGAGCAUGCCCUGGAACGUGGACACGCUCAGCAAGGACGGCUUCAGCAAGAGCAUGGUCAACACCAAGCCUGAGCAGGCGGAGGAGGAGUCGGAGGAGGUGAGGGAGCAGAAACACAAAACCUUCGUGGAAAAGUAUGAGAAACAGAUCAAACACUUCGGCAUGCUGCGCCGCUGGGAUGACAGCCAGAAGUACCUGUCGGACAACGUCCACCUGGUGUGCGAGGAGACAGCCAACUACCUGGUCAUCUGGUGCAUUGACCUAGAGGUGGAGGAGAAAUGCGCCCUCAUGGAGCAGGUGGCUCACCAGACCAUCGUCAUGCAGUUCAUCCUGGAGCUGGCCAAGAGCCUCAAGGUGGACCCCCGUGCCUGCUUCCGGCAGUUCUUCACCAAGAUCAAGACUGCUGACCGUCAGUACAUGGAGGGCUUCAAUGAUGAACUAGAGGCUUUCAAAGACCGCGUGCGGGGCCGCGCCAAGCUGCGCAUUGAGAAGGCCAUGAAGGAAUAUGAGGAAGAGGAGCGAAAGAAGCGGCUUGGCCCUGGCGGCCUGGACCCCGUCGAGGUCUACGAGUCCCUCCCUGAGGAACUUCAGAAAUGCUUUGAUGCGAAGGACGUGCAGAUGCUCCAAGACGCCAUCAGCAAGAUGGACCCCACCGACGCGAAGUACCACAUGCAGCGCUGCAUCGACUCAGGCCUCUGGGUCCCCAACUCCAAGUCCAGCGAGGCCAAGGAGGGGGAGGAGGCGGGUCCCGGGGACCCCUUGCUGGAAGCCACCCCCAAGUCAGGCGACGAGAAGGAUGUCAGCGCGUGA